Cuscuta campestris is the source of this 2157-nucleotide messenger RNA. The record is from the annotation of a GenBank genome assembly. Lineage: Eukaryota; Viridiplantae; Streptophyta; Magnoliopsida; Solanales; Convolvulaceae.
CUGGCCGGCGUUAGGUCUGUAAUAAAAGUUUUCAAAUCUCUUCCUGGCCGUGUGGGAUUUAAGUAGACUUUGAGUCUUUGACUGAUCGUGAUCGGAGCAAUUUUUUUUUUCCGGCUAUGGGGCAUUGUUGCAGCAAGGACGUUACCGGUCACGGCGUCGCCGCCGCCGGAGGUGUCGUCGCGGACAACCAGCGUCCCAACCCGUCGACUUCUCCGGCGCCUGUUCCACGGUCCUCCGCGAAUGGGAUUGCAGAGAGUCGUUCCAGCAAGAACACUCCGGCUUAUUCCUUCACGGCCAGUCCAUGGCAGAGCCCCUACCCGGCUGGAAUCGCUCCCUCGCCAUCUCCAGCUGGCACUCCGAGGAGGAAAUUCAAGUGGCCGUUCCCUCCACCUUCUCCGGCUAAGCCUAUAAUGUCUGCUAUACUGAAGCGGCAAGCUCCCGCGUCUGCUAGACCGAGGGAGGGGCCGAUUCCCGAGGAAAACGGCCGAGAAGGGGGGGAGAGGCAGCUGGAUAAGAGUUUUGGUUAUCCUAAGAAUUUCACGUCCAAGUAUGAACUGGGAAAAGAGGUGGGCCGUGGGCAUUUUGGUCAUACUUGCCUGGCUAAAGGUAAAAAGGGAGAACUCAAGAAUCAAGCAGUAGCUGUGAAGAUCAUUUCCAAAGCAAAGAUGACUACUGCCAUAGCCAUUGAAGAUGUUCGCAGGGAAGUAAAAAUUUUGAAGGCAUUAUCUGGGCAUCUUAAUCUCAUUAAGUUUUAUGAUGCAUUUGAGGAUGCUCAAAAUGUUUACAUUGUGAUGGAAUUUUGUGGAGGAGGUGAACUAUUAGACAGGAUUUUGUCAAGAGGUGGAAGAUACACAGAGGAGGAUGCCAAGGGAGUAGUUCGGCAGAUAUUAACUGUUGUAGCCUUUUGUCAUCUUCAAGGUGUUGUGCACCGUGACUUGAAACCUGAGAACUUCCUCUUCACCAAAAGAGAUGAAGAUGCUCCAAUAAAGGUUAUUGACUUUGGCCUAUCAGAUUUUAUCAAACCAGAUCAACGUCUCAAUGAUAUUGUUGGCAGUGCUUACUAUGUUGCACCUGAAGUACUUCAUAGAUCAUACAAUGUUGAAGCAGACAUGUGGAGUAUUGGUGUCAUAACCUAUAUUUUAUUAUGUGGAAGCAGACCCUUUUGGGCACGCACUGAGUCUGGAAUUUUCCGCUCUGUACUACGAGCAGAUCCUAAUUUUGAGGAUGCACCCUGGCCAGGUGUAUCCCCAGAAGGCAAAGAUUUUGUGAGAAGACUUUUGAGUAAAGAUCAUAGAAAGAGAAUGAGUGCUGUACAAGCACUGACUCAUCCAUGGCUGAGACAGGAAAAUGCUUCUGUGCCUUUGGAUAUAUCAAUCUAUAAGUUGGUAAAGUCAUAUAUCCGAGCCUCACAUUUGAAACGUUCUGCACUAAAGGCUCUUUCAAGAGCUUUGACUGCACAAGAGCUAUUUUACCUCAGGGCUCAAUUUCAGCUUUUGGAACCGAAAGAUGGUUUUAUAUCACUUGACAAUUUUAGAACGGCUCUCAUGAAACAUAUGACUGAUGCAAUGAGGGAGUCUAGGGUUUUUGAAAUCUUAAGUCUGAUGGAACCGCUAUCCUAUACACAAAUGGAUUUUGAAGAAUUUUGUGCUGCUGCAAUCAGUGUAUAUCACCUUGAAGCCCGUGAAAAUUGGGAACACAUUGCGAACACAGCGUUUGAGCAUUUUGACCGUGAAGGAAAUCGUGUAAUUUCUGUUGAGGAAUUAGCCCAGGAACAGAACUUGGGUGCGACUGCUCAUUCUCUUCUUAAGGACUGGAUAAGACCCGACGGAAAAUUAAAUUUGGUCGGGUAUACAAAAUUCUUGCACGGUGUGACGAUUCGCAGCACGAAUGCAAGAUUCCAUAGAUAGCAUGAGAGCAUGAAACCUUUAUGAAGGAGGAGACUCAAUAGUAGUUUAGCUGAGAUUCUUUAUAAGUUUCUAUCUACAUUAUUUUCUUUAUUUAUGUGCAGUAAUGGAUAAUUUUAGAUUUGUUUUUUUAAAAAAUUAAAAUGCAGAGAUCAAUGCAUCUUUUGGAUGAUCUUUGAUCAUGCAUAUUCUUUUGAAUGUUGCAAAUGUUCAUUUGUUUAUCCCUGUAACCGGCCUAUGUUAAUCUGAUUAA